AGUAUUAUAAGAACCCAGGAAGAAGAGAAUGUCUAGGAAGAGACAGUCAACAACAUCCAGUGCUGGGUUCAAGUUCAAUCCCCCUGGGUCAGGGCAGGAGCACUGCUGGGGCUUGAGGUCUAACCUCCUCUAGUUGAGCUAGCAACAAUCACCCGUGUCAUACCAGGGGCUACCACCCCUGGACCAGAGCCGGGUUGCUCAGUGCUGGUGCCAAAGGACAGGGAGUUACAACUUCUGGCUUAUCCACCACAUGAAUGAGGAAAAGAGAGCUCACUCAGAAGGCAAGAAGGGCCAGAGCCUUCCUGAGGGAAUCUCCAGGCAGAGGGUGGCAAUCAUGGCCCCUUUCACAAAGACAGAAACUUAUGUUAAACACUGCGGAAAAGAUGCCUGGAAGGAAGAAGAACACGUGGACAACCAGCAUCAGAAACAAGCCUAACAAGGUGGAAUUUCAACCAGAGAGGAAAGUGGCCAAAAGUUGUUGGGGACCAGGGUGGCCCAGGGAGCCCAGCCCCUUGCUGCCGUUGCUGCUGCCGUUGCUGCUGCUGCUGCUGCUGUUGUUGCUGCUGCUGUUGCUGCUGCUGCUGCUGCUGCUGUUGUUGUUGCUGCUGCUGCUGCUGCUGUCGCUGCUACUGCUGCUGCUGCUGCUGCUCCUGCUGCUGCUCCUGCUGCUCCUGGUCAAAAGCUUCUGGUUUUUCUCCCAGCAGGAGCCUGAAAAGAAUCCCCAGUGGCACACCUUUCUUACAACUGGAAGCCAGAAGUCAAGGAAAAAUCUCGCCAUCUAUCAUCAAUACCCUUCAUCCAGGCUUAGGGACAAAACCAGUAACUCCAUGGAAGCAAUCUCACCAGUGAAGGGGAGGAGAUCUGGAAAAGGCAUGAGGGCACAGAAUGACCAAAAACCUCAUAAGCCCCUACUUCAACUCCAUGAAGCCCAAGGACUUGGUGCAAUGCACUCUGCUCCUGUUAAUGCAUGGGCAGAAGAGCCAGAGAGCCUCUCUGUGCUAGAGCAGAAAGUAAGAGCCCUCAAGGAAAAGAGGAUGUUGGCUAAGAAACAGGCUGUAAAUGUGGGCACCAUCUUGGUAGAGCCACCCUCCUUGAAGAAGGGCAAGAGCUGGGGGCAGAGGAAGUCCAGUACAGCCAUGACACUGGUGUCUGAGUGUUCAUCUUCUCAGGACAGCAUCGUAUUCCCUCAGGCUCAGGUGCAGGCUUACCUGGCAGACAGGUGUUGGGACAGCAGUGAUGACCUGGAGGUGGGGCCUGUGCCCAACCCCCUUCUAGGUCCCAACAGCACUCAAUCUCCAAGUCAGUUUAGGUUCAGGAAAGAAAACCAGAGGUUCCCAGAAAGGAGACUUUCGGACUCAGUUCUAUCACAAGAGGCCAAUUACUUCCAGGAAAACUCAACUUACAGCAGGCCAAGGUGUCACAGGGAUUUGGCCCAAAAGCCUUCCUUGGAGAAUGGGAAACUGGGAGCCCGUGCAAAACACCAAGUCCAAGCAGGAGCCCUGAAGGAGGUAUCUCUGGCCUUAGAGCAAGAAGAAGCCCUGCCCUGGACCACCCUGCAGGGACAGCUGUGGAGAGCCGGCAGCUGGGAUAGUUUAAAGAGCAGCAGCAACUCCUGGUCCUUGAAUGACCGGGUGGAGAGGAACCGCCUUCUUCUGCAGGAAAGGAAGAGCUUAUCUGAAUGCAGCAGCAGCUCACACAACACAGUAGCCCAGGAUGGAACUGCACCAAGGCUGCCGGGAGGAGACCCAGACUGGGACUCAGGAGUAUCUCUGCAGGACUCUGAUAUGUGCAGGGCCUUGGUUUCCAGCCAACAGCUGUCACUGAGCCCCAGGCAUGAACAAGCCAACCAACUUCUGCAGCAGGCUCGCAUGAAGGCCAAGACCAGUCCUCUCCGGGCCAACCAUGACAUCGUUCCCAGCAUGGCCCAUCGGCUCCCUGCCAGGGAUGUUAGUAGUGGUACAAUCCAGACCCCCAGGGUGACCCUUGCCUGCAGAGAGGGGGAUGUCCCCUACAGUGGGAGCCUGAGUGAUUCUUCUAGUGGGGAUUCCAUCAAUGACCAGAGGAGGAAACGAGGCCUCUCCCCAUCUCGAGUUCGCUUUGAAGAUGAGUCUGCCCAAGAUGCUGAGGUUCGAUAUCGGGAGAGAUUGCAACAGCCCCAGAAGAGGGCUUUGGACUCGGUACUACGAUCCUUUGAUCAGGGACUUCUGGUCUCCAAACCUGAGCUCUCCAACUACAUCAAUGGUGACUUCUGCCCCCGAGACACUCAGAGGGAUGAAACGUGCUGGACUCCACCAAACAAAGGAAGUAGAGGAGGGCUGACAGGGAAGAGGAACCUGCUUGGAAAAGUUCCAGAAAUCAACACUGAAGGGACAUGUCAUUCCUGUGGCUCCUACAUUCAGGGAGUGACUCGAGAUCCUAUAGAAAGGAAGGUGCCCCCACGUAGGAACCGUAGCCAGGAGAAGGAAGAUACUCGUAAUCUAGAAGCUCAAGGUAUUCCUCAUACAGAGCCUUCUGCCUCCCAAAGUCUGGCUUCCCCAGUUUGGAUCCUCCCAUCUCGACAGCGGCUGAACAUAGAGCACAUUCGAGAAACAUACAUUGGAGAAAUUGCCUACCCUGUUGAGGUGGAGUCUGCCUUGGAUAGCACAGAUACCUCGGAGAGCUAUAGAACAGAUAGCGAGGAGGUUAGUAUCCCUCACCAUAGGAGCCGGAGCAGAGCCCAAGUUAGUGGCUCCCCAAGGGGCCGGAAAGCUGGAGGAAUACAGAAACGAGUCCGGGAACUGGAAAUAGAGAAGAAAGCUGAAAUCCCCCAGGCCUGGCACAACCAAAUAGAGGUAGACUAUAGAUUAGAAGAACCUAAAAGAAUUGCCCCCGAGGGACCCUUAUUUCUCAAAGAAGACCAUGGUCCUAUGUUAGCCAUCACUGAAGCUCAGAGUAUUUCUAAAGAAGAUGAGAGAACAGAUAUGCCCCAUCUACUAGCUAUUGCCAGACAGAUCUGUAAAUUGACUCACCCAGAAGACACCCAAGCUCCAUAUGGGACGUUGAAUGUCAUGGCCCCUUCCCAGAAGCUGGCACUGACUGGACCAGGGGGAGAAGCCCAGAUUUCAGGAAACCAAGAGCUCCUCAAAAGUACCUUUCCCCUCCCUCCCAAUUUUGUAAACCCACCUAGGAGAUCUAGUCAUAGCUCCCCCCAGCUAGCCAAGAAGUCGCCUGAAUGUUUCACACUAGGAACUUGGGUUCCUACUCCCCCAACUGUGAAGAAAGCAUCCUCACCUGGGCCUUUUAGGAAGACCAUGUUGGCCCGGAGCCUUGGGCCAGACAACCAAAGGGACCCAACAAACUCUCGACAGGUUUUCCCAAGAGAGAGUGAUAUGGGAUUGGGAGGGAGAACUCGAGUAGAAAACCAGACCAGCCCCUCCAGGAUUAAGCACCAGUUAAUGGUGCCAUCCAAAAGCGACUUCAGCAGCAUUGAUCUUCGGGAGCAAUUGGACAUCCAAAGAAAAGAGGCAAGGGAAAAUCAGAGGGAAAAAGGUCCAGGAAGUCUAAAGCCAAAGGCAUCCCCUGAGAAAAGCAAAGAUGGUGGAUUCUGGGAUAUUCCUGAGUUAGCAGUGACCAGCAACCUUGGCUCCACAGGCAUCGAGGUUUCGUUGACAACAGAGCAACCCCAACCUAGCGUGGACACAGAAGACAAGGUCCAGAAGGCAAAACCAAGCUCAGAAAAAAUUGUCUUGAAAGGAGAAUCACUAGAGGACCCUCCAGGACCCAACAUCACCUCGGCCAUUCCAGCUAACGGGAGCAAGAAGGGGAGCAACAACUCUUCUGGGUUUGGGCUGAAGAAAUUCUUCUCUUUCUUGGGCCAAACCACCCGACAGAAACUGGGCAAGUUUCGCUGUUACAGCAUGGAGCAGAUUGCUCAAACGAGUCCUGAGCAGCCCCAGCAGAGUUUGAUACACCAAAUCCUUAAUUCCAAGUUGAAGAAAGCACCUUCUCUGCAAGCUCUGCAAUUGGUGCCACCCUCUCACCAGCGUAGAAAAGUUGACUUCGGUCAAAAUCUCCAUUCUCUACUAAACAAGGCGGAACGCUCCCGACAAUACCUGUUAGGAGUCGAAAGGAAGGACAGAGCAUCUGGGGGGCAACCAGGCAGCCCUACCAGGCACUCCCUCAGUGUAGAUGAUAUCAGUGUCCCCAGCCUAGUCCGGACAGUAGGUCGGGUAGUACAGGUAUUUCCUGAUGGCACCAGCCAGUUGGAGCUACAGCGUCUCCCGAAUGGUACCUUUGGCUUCUGUGUGUCUACAGGGAAUGGCCGACCUGAUUCAGGUGUCUCCGUGGAUAGAACACUGGACCUGAAGUGAGGAAGACCUGAAUUCAAAUCUAGCCUUAGAUACUUUUACUAGCUGUGUAACCCUUGGUAAGUUACUCAAACUCUAACUCAGUUUUCUCAACUGCAAAGUGGGGAUGCUAAUAGUACCUAUCUCACAGGUGUUGUGUGGAUAAAAUGAGUUAAUAUUUAUAAAGUGCUUAUUAGUAGUACAAUGCCCGUCCCAGAGUAGAUGCUUAAUAAAUGCUUGUUCCCUUCUCCCCCAAGCACCUUUUCUCAGAAUAAUGUUUUUAAAUGUAUAGAGGAAAAUGUAUAAUAUUAUAAAGGAAAUCAGUUAUAUUAAAAUACCAUUAUAAAAGGAUGAAUGAAAUGCAGUCACAGAACCCAGUUUAAGAACCCCUGACAAAUAAAUAUAAACCAAAUAUAUGCAAGAUGAUUUGGAAGGGAGAAGGGCAUUUGCAGUUGAAAGAAUGAAGAAUGGCCUCAUGUAGACAAUAUUAUUGAACUGACUAGAAAUAAACUCAAGAUUCUGGGAUUCAGAGGUGAAGUCCUUCCAGGAAGGAAGGAUAGCCAGUAUGAGGUCAUAGGGACGGGAAAUAGAAUGUUGUAUAUGAGGAAUAAUAGAAAGACUAGUAUGAGGGGAUUAUUGGAAUAUAAAGGGCUUUGGUUCAAACUAUAUGGAAAUUAAGCCCUAAAAACUAUGUGUAAUCAGGCUUUCUAGUUUUGUUUAAUCAUUUCACAUUUUUGUCCAACUCUCCAUACCUCCAUUUGGAGUUUUCUUGGUAAAGAUAGUGGAGGGGUUGUCCAUUUCCUUUUCCAUAUCAUGAGGAAACUGAGGCAAACAGGGUUAAGUGAUUUGCUCUGGGAUACCCAGGCAGGAAGUGUCCAAGGCCACAUUUGAACUCAGAAAGAUCAGUCUUCGUGACACUAGACUUGGCCCUCUAUCCACCAAACCACUUAGUUGCCCCUUAGAGCCAAGUUGUAAAGGAUUUUAAAUACCAAAUAGAGGAAUAGAUAUUUUAUGUAAUAAUAAGCAGGGAGGGACAAGAUCAGGCCUACAAUUUAGAGAAAUCAAUUUGAUAGUUGGGUGGAGGACAGAUUGGAGACAGGAGAGACUUGGGGAAAAGAGGCCAAAAAGGAGGCAAUGUAGGAGGCAGGCAAUACAGGUCAGAACUGGGACAGUGUCAGUGUCUGCAGUGGAAAAAUGGCUGUCUCCCUUGUGGUAUGAAGGAACUCAGGCAGGUCUGAAUUCUUUUCAAAUUUCCAAACUCCAGUAUAACAUAGCUUCUAUCCACUUCUGAUUGAGUACAAAUGCAUGAUACCAGCAUCUUCCCGAUGAGCAGCUAGAUGAUAAAGUUGACUAAGGUCAACUUCAACAGAGGGACUUGCUGCUCAGGUAUGGAUGGGUUGGACUAGAUGAUUCUUAAAGACUCUUCCAAAUCUGUGACUUUAACAGUUUUUAUUUGGAUUAGACAUGAAGAUGCCUCUUUAUCCAAGGUCAUUUCCAUUAGAUAAAAAGUACUUAGCAUAGUAAACUUUUGUUAUGAUUAUUAUUUUUUUUUAUAAAUGGCUUUUCUCUUCUAUCCUGCCCCCAGCUUCCCUCCUCUCAAAAAGGUCUGGUACACAUUUGGUCUUGUUCUCCUGGGUCUUUUCAUAACCUACCACCCACACAUUCCAAAACUCAACAGGCAUUUCUCUUGUUUAGACAAAGCCUGCCCCAGGGCCCUCAUUAAGCUCUAUAACUUACCUCAGCAAUAUUCUAUAGGGAUACGGGAACCCAGAGUGGGGGGUGGGGGGUGAGGGGGAAACAGCUAUGUGACCCAGGUAUUGAGAGCCAGACUUAGAAACAGUGGGUCCUGGAUUCGAAUGUAGCUUCCAUUUUUAUCUGUGUGACCUUGGGCAAGUCACUCAACUUCCCAUUACUUGUUCUUAUCACUCUUCUGUCUUGGUACUUAAUAUUGAUUCUAAGAUGGAAGGUAAGAGCUUUAAAAACAACAAGAUAAAUAAGGAUGAGAGGAAAGGGUUCAGCAAAGUAGCCACAAAGGAGAGAAAUCAGGGAACAGUUCUCCUCCAACAACUAAUGAAGAUCCAACUAUUAAUGAACACUCUUUGGUUCCAGCCAGUCAACCAGUUUCAGUUCCACCCCACUGGACUGUGGUCCAGCCCAUAUCCCUCCAUCUUGUCUACAAUAAUACCAUUACCAACAGUGACAAAUGUUUUGUUCAAUUUUAGGUUAUCACUGUAAGUACAGAAUUCUUCUGAUCAACUAGUGUAAUAACCAUUUUAAAAAAAAGGAAAUUAUGCAAUUUACUGAAAACUUUUCACUGUCCAUAACCUUAAUAACACACUCCAGAAAACUGAAGGUAUGUCCAUCAACUAAAGAAUGAUUGAACAAGUUGUGGUAUGUGAUUAUAAUGGAACACUAACACUAAUAACUAAUGACCAACAGGACAAUUUCAGAAAAACUUGGGAAGACUUGUAUGAACUAAUGCAAAGUGAAAUGAGCAGAACUAGGAAAACACUGUAUACAGUACCAGAAAUACUGUAUGAUGAUCAAGUGAAAGACUAAACUAUUAUCAGCAAUGCAAGGAUCCAAGACAACCCCAAUGGACUCAUGAUGAAAAAUGCUAUCCACAGCCAUAGAAGGAACUGCCAGAGUGUGAAUAUAGAUUGAAUCAUACUAUUUCCUUCAUGAGUUUUUUCUUCCAUGUUUAAUAUGUCUUCUUUCACAAUGUGAGGAAUAUAGAAAUUUAGAUUACAUGAUAACACUGGAAUAACCUGUAUCAGAUUAUUUAUCACCUGGGGAGAGGGGACAGGAGGAAAGGAGGGAAAGAAUUUGGACUGCAAAAGAUCAGAAAAUAAUUGUUUUAAAAUUUUUGUUUCUACAUAUAAUUGAAAAAAAAAUUAGGCUCCUUUCUCUUACCAACACAUACUUCAGAGUUUUGCCAGAAAUUGAAGCUAAUCAAAGGUUAGCAGACACUACUCUCUUCCUCUUCUUUCCUCCUUCCUUCCUUCCUUUUCUCUUUCUUUCUUUCUUUCUUUCUUUCUUUCUUUCUUUCUUUCUUUCUUUCUUUCUUUCUUUCUUUCUUUCUUUCUUUCUUUCUUUCUUUCUUUCUUUCUUUCUUUCUUUCUUUCUUUCUUUCUUUCUUUUAAAUUGGGAUAUUGUAGGUCCUUCUUUUAGACCUGUGGUACCUUUUCCAUUCUCCACAGUCUUUCAUUGAUCACCAACAGUAUCUCAGCAAUCACAUCUGCCAGUUCUUUCAAUACCCCAGGGGAAUGCAUAGUUCAUCUGUGCCAUAAGUCACAGAAGGCAGCUGGGCACCCUUCUACCAUCACCCUAUUUAUCUUGGGUACAUGUUCCCCAUUAGUCAUUUUUAUAUUCUCCCUUUUCCAGUUCAAAGAUCUUUCUUCCUUAGAGAAAACAGAAGAAAAAUAGCAUUUGAGGAGCUUUACCAUCACUCCAUCAUUCUAACUUUGAGCAGCAGUACUGGCUCCUCUUUUCUACAAUAUAAAACUACAGCGCUUUUGUUGUCCUAAGUUUCUCUUACAAGACAUAGCUACAAGCCUGAGCAUUAGAAAUCCAGGCACCACUCUUAGAGGAAUGCACCAUGCUUUUCCAUUCUCUCUUAUCUACCCUUCUUUCCAAUAUCUGUACAUGAAUUCAUAAAAUCUAAAUUGUCUCCGAUAUUCAUAUUGUUCUUUCUUUUCCUGCCUUCUCAAGAAUUUUAUUCUGGAAAAUUUCCCAUCCCUUCUCAACUGAGUCCUGCUAUAGAAUUUUAGUCCAUGAGAUCCUCCUUAGUCUUUCUUUGAACUCUGCAAUCUGGUCUACCAAAAUCCAACUUUCCUCUCCAGUAUCACAAAUUCUAAAAUGAAAGUCACUUCUCUCCCUGCCACCCCCACUCCCAACCCCAUCCCACCAUAGUUUUUAUUAUUUCCAGCCCAGCCCAGUUACUAUUUCCUCUUCAUUAGUAACAGUUGAGGCCAGAAGAACAGUUUCUCUGGGCUCAUCUUUCACAUGGUGAAAUGAUCACUAGGACAAACCCAGAACUUAUUAGCUUCCCUCCCUGG
Molecule: messenger RNA, 8383 nt
Organism: Monodelphis domestica (gray short-tailed opossum)
Lineage: Eukaryota; Metazoa; Chordata; Mammalia; Didelphimorphia; Didelphidae
Source: RefSeq, a predicted model, not a curated record